Elaeis guineensis (African oil palm) is the source of this 1616-nucleotide messenger RNA. Lineage: Eukaryota; Viridiplantae; Streptophyta; Magnoliopsida; Arecales; Arecaceae. The record is from RefSeq and is a predicted model, not a curated record.
CACUAAACGCUUAGCCAUCGCCUGAGCUUCCUUGUUCGGCCGCCCCAAGCCUCCCACCCGAUUGAGGCUCCUGACGACGGAAAAAACAGAGGAAAAGCCGAGGGAAACCGUAGGAGAAAUCAACGAAAACAAAGGAAAGAUGGAACAAAAUUAAAAGGCUAAGUUCCACCUUUCUGAACCGUCAUGUGGAUGCAUGAACACGGCCUUUCUCACGCGCUAUUCAACUCCAAGGGCCAAAUGCGUGUCAUGGUAGCUUGCACCGGCCACCACAGAAUGAGAGAGACCGACUCAAGGCUCAUGGUUUAACAUGUCCUCUUCCUUACUUUUUGGUGGUCUAAUUGUUUUCUGAAAGCUGAUAUUUGAACAUGGGUUCAAUGAGAGGGGGAUUUCUCAAGUGUAUCAAAGAAGUGACAAUGCACUCCAGGUUUCCAAUUGGCAUGUGUAGAGGGUCACAGUCAUGGCACUCCACCAUGUCCUUUGAUGAAUAUGAAGAGAAAAAUGAUAUAGAAGAUGAUGAUUUUAUUGAUGAAAAGAGAGGGUUGGAACCCCAAGGUGUAGACCCCAAGAAGGGCUGGGGUUUCAGAGGUGUGCAUAAGGCAAUCAUUUGUGGAAAAAUUGGGCAGACACCUGUGCAAAAAAUUUUGAGGAAUGGACGGACUAUAACCAUAUUUACUGUUGGAACAGGGGGUAUGUAUGAUCAAAGAAUUAUUGGAGCUGAACACUUGCCAAGACCUGCUCAAUGGCAUCGAAUCGUGGUUCAUAAUGAACAUCUUGGUGCAUAUGCUGUUCAACAGUUGGUGAAGAACUCUGCUGUUUUCAUUGAGGGGGAUAUUGAAACUAGAGUCUACAAUGACAGCAUCAAUGGUCAAGUUAAAAAUGUACCUGAGAUCUGCGUGCGCCGUGAUGGCAAGGUUCGCUUGGUAAAGUCUGGGGAUAGUGCUACCAACAUUUCCUUGGAUGAGCUUCGAGAAGGAUUAUUUUGAGAACUCAGUGGCACAGUACCUGCCUUGCCUUUGGGGGACUGACCUGAACAAUCCAGUGAAUUGCAUGCGGGUUUUUCAUGGAGCAUCAAAUUUUUAAUGUGUAUUUUGUUUUGUCUAUUGAUUUCUUCAUCAAAUAUGUGGCUGCCUUGGAACUAAUUGCUGUUUUCUCACACUCCUAUGGGCCUUGCAGCAGAAAUGACGACUAAACUGGGUUCUAGCAAUCCAAGGCAUAUAUGACUGCUUCCACAAAUUAAACUACAGUUAUAAUAAUGAGUUCUUUUAGGAGGAGACUGUAAGCCCAUUUGCUUUUAUUUUUAACAGCUGGCUUCCUUGAACGCCAAUUGGGAGUCUAGCUAUUGAAGCAUAUGGAUCGAAAUGACUUUGAUAACUCAAGACUAUGAUGCCAAGCAUCGUUGAAAGUGAUCCGUGGCAUUGGCCAAAACAAUUAGUGGAACUGCCUCAUGGCAUGCUAGUUCUUCUUUGACUGACAAAAUUAGGGAUUUGGAAGGUUCUUUUUAAGUUCUUGUAAGCCUUGCAUACAUUUAUUUAGCAGCUGUUUGAAUAUUGUUAUAACUUACCUGAUAAUUAUUUUCAUAUAUAUGGUUGCUGCUGAGGAUAGAUUAGCGGUUGGAA